Messenger RNA from Schistosoma rodhaini, 2052 nucleotides. The record is from the annotation of a GenBank genome assembly. NCBI's taxonomy places the organism in Eukaryota, Metazoa, Platyhelminthes, Trematoda, Strigeidida, Schistosomatidae.
AUGUUUGUUGCUCCUGGUUGUCUCCUUAAGUGGUCUGGUUCUGUGAAUGAUAUUGUUGAGAGAACAUCAACCCUAAUCAGUAAUGCCAUUUCAGUGUAUGACAGAGUGGGAUCAUCCGGACCUGCUACUUUUGAGUCAGUUGUCCUACCUAUGUCACUGUUUGAAGCUGAAUACCAAACGAAAAAAAACGCCAUCGACUUCCUUCAACAUAUAUCUCCUUAUAAAGCUAUAAGAGACGCCAGCUGUGAUGCCACUCGUAGACUUUCUGAUAUGGAAGUUGAAUUAGAAAUGCGGAAGGAUGUAUUUGAAAAGUUUGUUUCUGUCCAAAAGAAUAUAGAUUCAUCAUUCUCCGGUGAAUAUCGUCGUUAUGUAGAUAGAAAAGUUCAGCUCGGUCGGAGAAAUGGUCUUCACCUGGAUGACGAUAAAAGAAAACUGAUAGAAGCCUUGAAUAAGGAAGAAAAUCAACUAUGUAUUGAUUUCCAACGUGCUCUAAAUGAAGAGAACACAUUGUUAGAGUUUACAGAUGAGGAAUUGACUGGAUGUCCUGCUGAUUUCAUUGAUGGUUUGAAAAAGCUCCCUUCUGGCAAACGUGAAGUAUCUCUCAAAUAUCCACACUACUUCCCGAUCAUGCAAAAAGCAUCUAAUCCAGAAACAAGGAGAACAUUAGAAACAGCUUUUAAUUCGAGGUGUAUUAAAGAAAAUACACCCAUACUGAAACGUUUAAUGGAACUUCGGAGAGAACGUGCAACACUUCUUGGUUUUCCUACACAUGCAGACUUUAUACUUGAUUUAUACAAGACUAAAACGUCUGAGAAUAUUAGCGAAUUUUUAAAUAAUCUUGGAAAUAAACUCGAAAAAAUUCGACUGAAAGAGUCGACACGUUUACUGGAAUUGAAAAAAGAAGAGUGUGAUCGUUUAGGAUACACGUUUAAUAAUUGCUUAAAUCCAUGGGAUACACGAUAUUACAUGAAUAUGGUUAAAGAACGAGAUUAUUCCGUCGACGAAGUGGCUUUGAAGAAAUAUUUUCCAUUGGCUACUGUAAAAUCGGGUAUAUUGCGAUUGUAUCAACAAUUACUUGGUUUAAAAUUUGAGCGUGUUCCAAAUGCAGAAGUUUGGCACGAAGAGGUAGAAAUGUAUUCAGUGAGUGAUUCUGAAUCCAAUAGUUUGUUAGGUUAUUUCUAUCUUGACCUGCAUCCACGUGAAGGUAAAUAUGGACAUGCAGCUGUAUUCGGUUUACAACCAGGAUGCCGUAGAUCAAUGGACUCCAAUAAUACUACGGUGAAUGAACGUGGUCAUUCCCCAUCAUCAUUAGCCUCUGAACGUCAAUUGGAUAUAGCAGCAUUGGUUACUAAUUUCACUUCACCAGAUAAAAAUACUGGCCAAUGCUUUCUAUUUCAUCAUGAAGUCGUGACUUUCUUCCAUGAAUUUGGUCAUCUGAUGCACCAUGUAUGUUCACAUACUGAAACAGCUUUAUUUAGUGGUACAGCUGUAGAAACAGAUUUUGUCGAGUGUCCAUCACAAAUGCUAGAAAAUUGGGUAUGGAAUGUUGAUGGACUGAAGGCUCUUUUUGAUACAAAUGAUGAUCCGAUUCCAAAAGAUUUAUUAGCUAAUCUAAUUAAUUCACGUAUAGCAAAUGCUGGUCUAUUUUAUUCUCGACAAAUACUUUUAGCCUCAUUCGAUCAAGCCAUUCAUACAACGAACUGGGAAGAUGAUCCACUGAUUACUUUUACGAAUUUAAGUAAAAAAUGUUUGGGUAUUGAACCGAUACCAGAUACUUUUUGGCCUGCAUCAUUUCUUCAUUUAACUUGUGGAUAUGAUGGAUGUUUUUAUAGUUAUUUAUGGAGUAGAGUAUACAGCAUUGAUAUAUUUGAAUCACGUUUUCAAUGUGCUAUGGAUGGUGGUUGCCUUAGUAAAUCAGUUGGAAGAGAUUAUCGUGAAAAAAUUCUUCGUCCUGGUGGUUCUAAAGAUGCUACAGAUAUGUUGAAAGAUUUUCUUGGACGUGAACCAAAUGAUCAUGCUUUCUUCAAAUUAUUAAAAGUUAAUUCGUCAUAA